UCUCGAUCACUUCAACAACACCGGCUCAAACCAACUCCAAACACGCCGAGAGUUCUGUAUCACGGCUUUUACUCUGCCUCGUUCACUGUCUCCCAGAGCAUUAGCUCGCAAUGAAAAACAAUAUGGGAUCCUACCCCGAGUCUCAAUGGACUGGAUGGGCCUACAAUGGCGCCGCCGGCUCCUACUCCGGAUAUGCGCAACCACCCAGUUACGCCGCCUACCUUCCGGAGUCCAUGGAACUCUACAGUAAUCAACAGAGCCACCUGGUUCACCAUCAGCAAAUGUCUCGAACAACUGAGACCAAGCCUCGUCUGUCGAAAGAGGAGGUCGAGGUCCUGGAGGCGGAGUUCCAAAAGAACCACAAGCCCAACAGCAGCACCAAGAAGGCGCUGGCGGAGUCGAUGAGAGUUGAUCAUGCUCGCAUUAAUAACUGGUUUCAAAACCGUCGCGCACGGGAGAAGAAGGAAAACAACAUUCGUGAAUAUGCCGCCAAGCAAAAGCUCGAGAAAGACAAGACCGUCGCUGAGACUGGCCACUAUUUGGAUACCGACCGUUACAUCGAUCGGGUCGCUUCAAGUGCACCCUUCCCCGACCCCCGCCGGCCAUCCAUCAAGAGCGAGUACACGGACGGGAGCCCUUCGGCCGAUCUUGCGACCCCUGAGCAUGACAGCGAGACCAGUCAAUCAGAUGCAUGCUCGUCCCCAGACAUGUCUCUUCAUGCUACUCCUGACCGCGCCCUCUCCUUCGACUCUUGCAAUGCUGGGGUCGAGUACUUUUCAUUGAAACCGGAAGUUAUUGGUUCGAAAUCUGCCUUCAUCUCGGAUUCGACAGGCGAGUUUCUCUCCCUGGGCGAACCAAACCCACAGAUCCCAUCCGCCGGCCUGCAAUACCCCGAUUUUGACCAAUUCCCCCAGUUGAUUAUGCCCAACGAUGACUGCGAGUUGACCCCCUCCUACUCGCAGCAGUGCUUCCCUGGAAGCGCUGGAGUGUCACCCGCUUCGGCCCAAGGCUCUUACCCGCAAUACAGCGAACAAGAGUUUGAUGAGAAUCACGCCGGUGCCAAUGGUGGUUCUCAGCGAUCAUUGAAGUCACCGCCAUCCAUGGACAUUGCCUCCCGGCGAAACCGCCGACCCCCACACCUUGCAAUCAAUGCAUCUCGCAGCUACUCGGCGGGCGUCCCGAGGACGGCGGUAGACAUGGGAAGGAGGACAGAUGUUGGCAGCUCAAUGCGCCGCGUUGCCUCUGCCACAGGGACCGUCCGCAUUUCCAAGCCGUCUGGAACCCCUCGAAGCCCAUUCUUUGAUCGGAGCCAUGAGGUACUCAUCCAGCUGAACCGGCCUCCCAGUUUCUCAGGUGCAACGCCGACCAUCGCACCGCCCACUCCCAACACUCCUGUUGUCUUGAACCAGCAAGGGAUGUGCGAGGUCAACGCAUCAUGUGCGCUCUCUCUUAACGAAAAGGGUUCUCUGGAUCUUGCAGUUCAUGACCCAACCCUCCGGACCCCACCCACGACGCCCGGUAUCAUUGAGCAUAUGUUCACAGUUAACUCUGCCUACGAUGUGCCAGUGUCUGAUGAACCCCUUGUUACCCCGGGGUUGGGCAGCUUUCCAAGUGACUUUGAGGUCCCCGGCGUUUCAAACCAAGUUCCGAACUACAUUACCAACGGUUGCUCCAGCCAGCCUCAGACUCCUUCAUACACCCCGCACAUGGGGCCCAACUACUUCGGCUACUCUGGAGGCAAUGCCGAGUACAACUGGUCCGACCCAUCGGGGUCGGCGAAGUCAUCGCCUGGCCAAAGUCAUCAACAGGUUCAGUUCAUGAACAUGACACCGUCAAGCUUCAAUCACGUUGAGAAAUGAGCUUCGAUCUUUACUUCGACACAGUUUGCAUGGCUGGACCAACAUUCUUGCAUCUACAGCGAUCCUUGUCCGCCGUUUUUGGACAUUGUACAACAUCAACGAACUCCAAAGUUCCUUCUCUUGCUUCUUCAAAACGACAAUGGAAGUCGUCCUACGAGCGAGCCAAAAAAUUGUUUUUCUUUAUCUAAUACCUAACGAAUCAUACCCUAAUGUAAUGGAUGGAUGGUCUUAUUUGGCGCUUUAGGAUGGGCAAGGUGACACGGGAAGGGAUCAUGAACGGGAAAAGGGGCCAUAUACACGAGGAAC
This is a messenger RNA of Ilyonectria robusta, 2165 nucleotides long. RefSeq lists its product as uncharacterized. The transcript is spliced from 2 exons. Gene Ontology annotation, cellular component: RSC-type complex; nucleus. NCBI's taxonomy places the organism in Eukaryota, Fungi, Ascomycota, Sordariomycetes, Hypocreales, Nectriaceae. Gene Ontology annotation, molecular function: DNA-binding transcription factor activity, RNA polymerase II-specific; DNA binding. The coding region runs from base 111 to 1859 and encodes 582 amino acids. The record is from RefSeq and is a predicted model, not a curated record. Gene Ontology annotation, biological process: regulation of transcription by RNA polymerase II.